AUGAUGGACUCGGACUUGUCCGGUGCGGACUUUUGUCGCUUCUGUAGAUCGGAGGCCUCAUCCGACCGGCCUUUGUUCCAUCCGUGCAUCUGCACAGGCUCCAUCAAAUGGAUCCACCAGGAGUGUCUCGUACAAUGGAUGCGAUAUUCACGAAAGGAGAUAUGCGAACUUUGCGGUCACCGCUUCUCGUUUAUGCCUAUAUAUUCUCCGGAUAUGCCGCGGAGGCUACCCAUCCGUGAUGUUGUUGGUGGUUUAGUGACCUCUGUGGCAUCAGCGGUAAAAGAUUGGCUUCACUAUACACUCGUCGCGCUUGCAUGGUUGGGCAUAGUACCUCUCACUGCGUGCAGAACUUAUCGAUGUCUCUUCUCGGGGUCCUUAGAUCCUGUUAUUUCACUUCCAUUCGACAUUGUAUCAGCGGAAAACUUAGCAAAAGAUGUUUUUUCUGGUUGCUUUGUUGUCACAUGUACUCUGUUUUCCUUUAUUGGAGUGGUGUGGCUACGAGACCAGAUUAUGCAUGGUGGUGGUCCUGACUGGAUGGAGAGGGAGAAUUUACCUGCUCCACCAGCAGAGGAGCCACUUCAAGAUAACAACAAUGAAAAUCUAAAUGAGGGAGUUGAGGACGUAGGGGCUAGAGAAGAACCAAAUGGAGAUGUGGCUGAAGAUUUGCUUGUUGCUGAUGAAGCAAAUUGGAAUCCCAUGGAAUGGGACCGUGCUGCAGCUGAAGAGUUAACAUGGGCAAGAUUAUUGGGUUUGGAUGGAUCUAUGGUGUUUUUGGAACAUGUUUUCUGGGUUGUAUCAUUAAACACACUUUUUAUAGUCGGUUUUGCCUUCUGUCCAUACCAAAUUGGACAACUGGGAGCAACAAUAGCUGGUUUUACAGCAGAGGGGCCGUUUGCAGGGCCACUUAAAGCAUUAUCAGGAUAUGUGAUUGUUGCAGCCACUUUGGCUAUAUUACAUGCCAUGGCUUCAUUGGUGCGGUUGAGAGGCGCUAAGAAGGCACUUGGCUUCUGCUAUGUGGUAGUAAAAGUGGCGCUCUUGUCUGUUGUGGAAAUUGGUGUCAUUCCACUAGUCUGUGGUUGGUGGCUAGACCUAUGUUCCUUAUCUAUGUUUGAUGCAACGCUAAAAGACAGGGAAGCAAGCCUCCACGCCGCACCAUGGACACUUAUGUUCAUACACUGGCUAGUCGGAAUGGUCUAUGUGUAUUAUUUUGCCUCAUUCAUAUUACUCUUACGAGAAGUAUUGCGACCAGGUGUGCUUUGGUUUUUGAAGAAUCUUAACGAUCCAGAUUUUAGUCCUGUUCAGGAAAUGAUUCAUCUACCAGUUUGGUCUCACAUUCGUCGUCUGAUAGUAUCAGCUAUGGUGUUUGGAACUGCCGUUCUGUUUAUGCUGUGGUUGCCAAUCCGAGUGAUCAAAUAUCUCUUGCCUGGGUUCUUACCUUACGCUGUGGCUGUGCACACUGAAGCUCCUGUCAACGAACUAAGUUUGGAGUUGCUGUUGUUGCAGGUCAUCCUUCCAGCGCUAUUAGAACAGUCUCAUACUCGCACGUGGCUCAAAGCAGGUCUUAGAGCGUGGUGCGCUUGCGCAGCGGGCAUUUUAGGCUUGCGCUCCUAUCUGCUAGGACAGUCGAGCAGGCAAGCAGAUCAAAACCCGCCUCCACAUCCACCGCACCAACUUGGAGCUGCUCAUCAGGCGCUGAUGUGGCGUGAAGGACCGGCUGGUUUUGAGCCCUACGUCCGUGUCUCGUGGUUUCCGUUGCGUCUGGCUGCGUUGCUGGCUCUCAUCUCCAUUUCACUGGUUAUGGCCAGCGCGUUGACACUUGUAAUACCAGUGGCUAUUGGCAGAAAAGUCAUGGCGAUGUGGCUUCCGAAAGCCUCGGAAGGUGUGCACGAGUUAUACACAGCCGCUUGUGGAAUGUACGUAUGCUGGGCAGUAGGAAGAGGCGGAGCCCUAGCAGCCGGUUGGGCGCGAGGAGGUCGCGCUGCGUUGGUUAAUAGAGCGGCAUUAUGGGCGAGCAGGGCUGCUCGAGCUGCUCUCGCUGCAUUAGCAUUGCUUGGCUUAGUGCCGCUGAUGUUCGGUUUAUUAUUAGAACUGGUUUUAGUUAUACCCUUACGGGUUCCUCUGGAACAGUCCCCAGUGCUUUUCGUGUGGCAAGACUGGGCGUUAGGCGUACUAUACACGAAGAUCGUGUGCGCUCUCACUAUGAUGGGCCCCGACUGGAGCAUGCGACGAGCCAUAGAGAAAGCCUAUAGGGAUGGAAUCAGAGAAAUGGAUCUUAAAUUCAUUCUCCGCUCAGUAGCUGCGCCGUUAGUACGGUGGCUUGGACUAGCUCUAGCAGUUCCGUAUGCGUUUGCGCAUAGCGUAGCUCCGCUUGUGGUGGCUUCUGCAGCGCAGCGCAAUCUACUCGCUCGACGCGUCUACCCGGCGUUGCUCAUAAUAUCCGUUUUGGCGGCGCUAGCUGUCUUCCAGAUCCGGCAAUUCCGCAAACUGUACGAGCACAUAAAGAACGACAAGUACCUGGUGGGGCAACGUCUCGUGAACUACGAUCAUCGGCGGCACAAACAGAGCGUCGCCUCCAACUGA
Leptosia nina is the source of this 2580-nucleotide messenger RNA. Lineage: Eukaryota; Metazoa; Arthropoda; Insecta; Lepidoptera; Pieridae. The record is from the annotation of a GenBank genome assembly.